Scleropages formosus (Asian bonytongue) is the source of this 2201-nucleotide messenger RNA. RefSeq names its product P2Y purinoceptor 8-like. Gene Ontology annotation, biological process: phospholipase C-activating G protein-coupled receptor signaling pathway; blood coagulation; thrombin-activated receptor signaling pathway. Lineage: Eukaryota; Metazoa; Chordata; Actinopteri; Osteoglossiformes; Osteoglossidae. Bases 478 to 1521 code for a protein of 347 amino acids. The transcript is spliced from 2 exons. Gene Ontology annotation, cellular component: plasma membrane. The record is from RefSeq and is a predicted model, not a curated record. Gene Ontology annotation, molecular function: thrombin-activated receptor activity.
UUUUUUUUUUUUUUUUUUUAAACAAGCAUUGUUAUUAGCAAGCUUUUACAUGUUGCUUUGCAGUUCAUCUUCCAGUGGGAAUCAAAAAAUGGAAAUUAUGUAUUAGAAUGCAUUAACCUGGAAGUGUCAUGUGAAGGAAACCAGUCAAACAGAGCUUUUGACAGAUAAUGUCUGUUUUCAAGUUCUGAUUGAACAGAUUCUUCAUGGGUUGUGCUCUUCUGAACCCUCUGCACUUCUGCACAUCGUGAUAAAAAUAGAAUUGAAGUUGGAGGUGUGUCCCUUGUCUUGCUAUAUAUCUUGUUUUUCAGAAUGGAAAAAGGAAGUUGGUACAGAGCACAUGGAGGGUGUAUUACCGCUUUUGAUUUAGUAGUUUUUGUCUUUUGUUUCUCUUCAGAAAAAUACAGUGUUCAUUGUGUGCCUGUAAUUUUACAGGAAACAACUGCAACUUUAAGUAACUGAAAUCGACAGAAUUUCAGAAUGCAUCAUUUCAAGAACAACACCUCCUCCAACCUCUCUCAGAGUAUUUCCAAUGGUACUAUAGAGAUGUUGGGCAGUCCCCUCUUGACUCUUGGAAUGCCAAUUAUCUACCUCCUGGUCUUCAUCAUAAGCACACCCUGCAACCUGGUUUCCCUCUGGAUACUCUCUUGCUACACCACACACAGGAAUCCCACAGUUGUUUUCGCCAUCAACCUCUCGUUUACGGACCUCCUCUACAGUGCCUUCUUACCUCUUCAGGUAGUCUACCACUUGCGCGGGAACGACUGGCCCUUUGGACAAGUCAUGUGCAGUGUGUCCACCUUGGUCUUCUACUGUAAUAUGAACGGCUCCAUUCUGACCACCUGUGCCGUUAGCCUGGAACGUUACUGUGGCAUUGUGCGACCACUGCACACCAAGCACUGGAGGACUGGUAGGAAUGCAGUCCUCAUCUGUUUGUUCAUCUGGGCUUUGGUGCUUUUGGUCCACAUCCCCGUGUUCCACAAAGACAUCACCUUUCCUGUAUUGCAGCUUAAUGUCACUACAUGCUUCGACAUUUUCCCUAGACAUCUUUUCUCAUCGAAGCUCACGGCGUACCUCUACUUUGUCACGGUGCUCUUGUUCUUCUUCAUCCUCCCACUUUUAGUGUUGACUGGCUGUUACAUUUCCAUCAUCAGGAGCCUCUGCCAUUCUCCACACGAUGUCACCAAGGACUCCAAGAAACAGACGAUACUUCUCAUCCUGCUGGUGAUGCUCUGCUUCGUCUUCUGUUACCUGCCCAACAUCUUGAUUCAGAUCAUGCACAUGAUCUACAAUGCCAAGGGGAAGACCUUGUAUGCCUAUUACAAACUUUCUUUGGGCAUAAAUAGUCUGAGCUGCUGCAUUGAUCCUUUUAUCUAUUACUUUGCUUCAAGAGAAUUUCGGCAGAAACUCCAGUGGAAACUGUGCUGUGUAUCUGAAGAGCAUGAAGAGCCAUUAAACUCCAAUUUCUCAGAGCAAAGGAGUCCGUCUGUGAGACAUCCAGACCAAACCAGUACUCUGUUGUAAAAUAAUCUAGGCUUGCUGUUUUAUGUAGGGGGGGUGCUGUGGUGCAGUCGGAUUGGCCAGGUCCUGCUCUCUGGUGGGUCAUGAGGUACAUUAUACACUGUUUUAUGGAGUGUCAGUCCUGCUUUUUAUGAUGCACUGAAGGAGAUAUGAGAACAGGAACUCAUCCUUUAGUGAUGAUGAAUGUUCAUCUGUAUGUGCUACAGUCUUGCCUGUCUGCACCUCUCUACACACCCAGGAACAAACGUUCAAGCUCAUUCACAGCUCUACCUCACUCCAGUGUAUUUUCAUAGGAGCCUCCUGGCAUGAAAUUUCAGGCACCCUAAGCUUUAGCUUUCUGUGCGACUGUUGCUAGCAGUUGCAUAAAUGUGUUAGAUAUAUGCAAAUUUUUAGGUACUCAUAGUUGACUUGGAUGUCAACAUGGGAGGCGAAUGUCAAUUUCAUUUAGAAAUAAGUAUGCAUGAACUCUAGUAAGGGAGAACAAUUACCUAAAAGGAAUCAUGGGUUACGCUAUUCAACCCUGUGAAAAGCAAAAACUGUGAGAAAUCAAGCUCUUAUAGAAGAUCAAUGGGAAUUGAGUAGUAAAUAGAUUACUAGUCUUUUUUUAACCAGUGUGGUAGGUAGGUUCAGUGUUAUUGGCCUGAAGUAUAUAGGUGGUCUCCGAUUUAAGAUGGGGUUACGUU